GGCGGCGGCGGCGGAGGCGGCGGUAGCAGUUUCAACUUCGGCAGCAUCCUCACCAUGCUGAUGUCCCUCAAGAGCGGCCUCACGAGCGGACUUGGCGGUGGCCUUACGGGAUCCUCUGUGAGCGGAGGCAGCUACCAGCCCAGCACCAGCAGCUACGCCCCUGCCCGCCCCAGCUCCUCGUACGGCGCCCCGGCGCCCGCCCCCGCACGCCCAAGCUCGUCGUACGGAGCGCCCGCCCCCGCUCCUUCAUACUCCGCUCCUGCCCCGGCCCCGGCCCGCCCGAGCACAUCGUACGGCGCGCCAGCGGCCGCCCCCGCCUCGUCCUACGCGGCCCCGCCGCAGUCCAGCCUCUCGGGCGGGUCCUACCCGGGCAGCAGCACAUUCCGAAGGAGCGUAGGCUGAUAUGCUGGGGAGGCGGCCCGGAGGUGACCUGGGGGCGGCCUGGGGGCGGCCUGGGGGCGGCCUGGUGGCGGCCUAGGGGAGGCCGCAGCGUCCCGCUCCCAAAACACCAUGAGCGGCCAGCUGACCCCCCGAGCCCAGCACUCUAGUCAAAGCACCGCGGCUUGCCACUCGGACUCGGAGGGGUGCCGCGCUGCCGCACCGCACCGGCCGGGCUGACGGCAAGCAUCCAGCACCACCUCGCGGACUCACUACAACGCCAAAGAGUACACGUGUAACGAGACGUGUGACGCCACAACGUGCGUUUAUUUUUCAUGAGUUGAUCGGACCAUUAAAACAGUUUUACGCA
This is a messenger RNA of Frankliniella occidentalis (western flower thrips), 748 nucleotides long. Its product is annotated as cuticle protein 16.5-like. Lineage: Eukaryota; Metazoa; Arthropoda; Insecta; Thysanoptera; Thripidae. The record is from RefSeq and is a predicted model, not a curated record. The coding region runs from base 55 to 402 and encodes 115 amino acids. The transcript is spliced from 2 exons.